Vigna radiata var. radiata (mung bean) is the source of this 1454-nucleotide messenger RNA. RefSeq lists its product as uncharacterized. The coding region runs from base 182 to 1228 and encodes 348 amino acids. NCBI's taxonomy places the organism in Eukaryota, Viridiplantae, Streptophyta, Magnoliopsida, Fabales, Fabaceae. The record is from RefSeq and is a predicted model, not a curated record. The transcript has 2 exons.
UUACCUUUCCUAGCUUGUGAGUUCUGACCCAACAGAGACCACCACGUCCAUAACAUCCCAAUAUUCUCUUCUUUAUGGUGAGAGAAGAGAAACAAGAGACCAACCACAUCUACAUUCACUCCACACCCUUCUUUCCCCUUUCUCUUAGCCAUUCAGUGUGUUAGACCCUCUUAAACUCACUAUGACACUGACACUACCUCCUCCAAAAUCGCCAUUUUUAAAGACCCUUUUCUUCCUCCUCACUCUCUUCCCUAGCUACCUUGCUCUCCCUGAUCCUGAUGCUGCUGCUUCAGCAUCACUUCAGCCUAUCACACCACACCCUUCAUCAACAGGAACAAUCCCUGCAUUCCCGGAACAAGCUGAUGUUGAAGGGUGCCCUCUUAACCUCUCUGAUGAACACUAUGAAGGGAUAAAGAGUGCAUGCGGCUCCAGCAAAAAUGCUGCAGAUAAGGACCUCCACCGUAGCAGAUGCUGUCCGGUGCUUGCUGCCUGGCUCUAUUCUGCUUACUCGGUCACUGCCCUUGGUGGUGGAAUGCAACACGAACGUGCCUCACAAAGCCAUACCACAUCCUAUGACAUGCCCUUGUUGCCUGAUGAUUCAGAAACAUGUGUGAGCGAUCUGGGGAAGGCCUUGAAAGUUAGAGGAAUCCAGCUUGUCCAGCCUAACGAGACUUGUGAUGUGGUGUAUUGCUACUGCGGCAUUAGGCUCCAUCCUUUAACCUGCACCGAAUCUUUUUCAGUUACUCCAAGUGGGAGUCUUGUGGUGGAUGGAAGUGUUAGAAGAUUGGAAAGGGAUUGCUUGAGUAGCAGCAACAAUGUCAAUAAGUUUCCAGGCCUAGGAGGAUGCUCCAAGUGCUUGCAUAGUCUCUAUUCGCUUAGAAAGAAGUCUUCAAAUUCAAGCAAGUCAGAAGAUAGGACCACCAAGAUCCAUAACAAAGACUGUGAACUAAUGGGUCUAACAUGGCUUCUGGCAAAGAAUCGAACAGCUUACAUUCACACAGUUUCUGGGGUUCUUCGAGCUCUGAUGUUGAGCAACGAAGGGUCUGACCCACAAUCAUGCACUCUAAACAGUGAUGGAAUGCCUCUUGCCGUUGAUUCAUCUGAAAUGUCAGAUGAAUCUCCAUCAAGCUACCUCCAAGCACCGAUUUUUCUCUCUUUGUUACUCCUUGGAGUGCAUUAUUUCAGUGUACAUGGCAUUUGUAAAUCUGGAUCCGUGCUCUGUGCUUAGGAGUGUAAUUUUUUUUCAAUUGGGUUGAUGUGUUUGAUAGAAAAUUGAGAUGAUUUGAUGUUGGUGGGACUGGAUUGGCAUGUGCUAAUAGCGACCUGUGGUUGGUUUUGGAGGGACAAAAAUGGAUGUAGCUGCAUUGGGUGUUGCGGUGGCAUUAUUUUUAGACAGUUGUAUGUAUGCUUCACGGGCGAUUUAUCAUUCCAUCACCAUCUUCAUCUCUUGUCAA